Messenger RNA from Spirodela intermedia, 1121 nucleotides. The record is from the annotation of a GenBank genome assembly. NCBI's taxonomy places the organism in Eukaryota, Viridiplantae, Streptophyta, Magnoliopsida, Alismatales, Araceae.
AUGACUCACCCACUAGUGAAGGCCUUUCAACAUGUCAUUUAUUUAUUAUCUCAUUUGAAAAGUUUAGGGUUUACAAGGAAAAAACAAAAUGCAUUGAAUUGCAAAUUGCUCUUUUUUGGUUUCUAAAACUUUGACUCUUUCAGCCCUAGCUGCCCCCUUGCUUUGCAUUUCAUGAAUGAGAGUCUUGGAGUGGUUAGCUGUCAAAAACAUUUUUGAGAUGGCGUAGAAGUGCAAGCAAGCAAGAAAGAAACCCAAUUGUUAUUCAUACCAACAAGUAUUAGCUCAAAGGUUUAGUUCUAAGUACAAGGGUUUAGGUGAGAAUUAGACCAAAGGCUGGUUUGAAUAUUGACCUUUCAGAAUGUCAAAUGAAUUUCAUGUGAUCAAUUUGAUGAAUUAUUAAAUUCAUGAAAUGUACCCACAUUUAUUUUUAUAAAAAUAUAAAUCUCAAAACGAAAUAACUUUCCUUUAAAAAAUAUAGUAUUGUAGAAAUUGAUCAUAAAGGACACUGAAUCAAAGGGAAGAGAACACAUACACAAGGCCAAGUAUUUGUGAUUGAACCAACUUCAAUCUAAGCUAGAGUUAAAUGAUGUGUGUGUGUGUGUGUGUGUGUGUGAGAGAGAGAGAGAGAGAGAGAGAGAGAGAGAGAGGGGUUAGGGGCAUGAAUCCCCAAAUACUUCCCCCAUUGAGAUCCCGCCCUCGCGGGGUUGGACGGAGGCCACGGGGCGGGGAUAGAAAUGAAACCAGCCGAGGGCCAUACUUAUGGGCCUCUUUUAGAGGCUCCUUGGGCCAAAGGCUUCCCAUAUGGGCUCAUCCCGAAGCGAUUCCAUAAAGCUCGUCGCCCUACCCAUUCUGCGCCUCAUUAUCCGCUUUCCCCCUUCCAUCCAGAGCAGGCCAGAGGCCGGUCCGUCGACGCCGCCAUGCUCCGGCGGAAGCCCAGCAAGAUCGAGGUGAAGGCGGAGGACCGCGACGAGCUCGAGGACGCCAUCCGCGCCCGUCACUGUACCCCCGCUUCCUCCGCCGCCGCCUCAGCCACCUCUUUGCUCCAGUCCCUGCUCGUCAAGAAGCCCACUCUCCAGCCCGCUGAGAAGGCCCAGAUCAUCGGAAUCUCCCAGGGACCCUGA